GUUCUUGAAGGAAACUUACAAACGCGACUCAGUGCUCGAUGCUUUGAAGGCUGGAGGCUGGAAGGCCUUCUUGGAUGGCACAUUAGCGCAGGCAACUUUUGUGCACGGACCCAACGCCACUCUUGUGGGGUCUGAUCAGUUUGGAAACAAGUAUUAUGAGCGUAUGACAGAGCAAUACGGCCGGCAUCGCUGGGUCGUUUUUGGAGAUCUCAACUGGCCAUCUGGCCAGGAACCCAGCAGUGUCCCACCAGAAUGGCAUGGUUGGCUACAUUGUAUCAGAGACUCCUCGCCCGCCACGAUGGACGUGGCUUAUCCAAUAUACCAUGUACCACACCAUGCCAACAAAACUGGCACUCCUUUGUCUUAUGCUCCAAAGGGCGCAUGGCAGAACUCGAGCAAACGCAACUGGAAGAAGGUACACGUAUGGGAUCCUGCAUCUGCGGCCACAUCUGCUUAGCUCACGCGCCCGCCUGCUUCAGUGAAGCCCAUGAGAUCAAAUGAAGUGGCACAGUGUGCCGCACACCAUGAGUGCAGCUAUCUGUUUCAGCCCAGCGUUUACGAAUGUCGCUGUGUUCAAAUUUUACCUAGACCUGAGCUGUUGUGCCCCUGAAACGCUCAGAAGCACCAAGCACCAAUGCUACGGAGAGCCUAUCUUUGACCAAAAGUUUUUCAAGUUGGAGUCAUGUAGGAGCUACUCAGCCACUCAUCAACCUUGCAAUGAUGAUGAUGCCCAUUUAGC
Molecule: messenger RNA, 739 nt
Organism: Coccomyxa subellipsoidea C-169
Lineage: Eukaryota; Viridiplantae; Chlorophyta; Trebouxiophyceae; Coccomyxaceae
Exons: 7
Coding region: 164-457 (97 amino acids)
Biological process (GO): mitochondrial respiratory chain complex I assembly; response to oxidative stress
Cellular component (GO): membrane
Source: RefSeq, a predicted model, not a curated record